AUGGAUUUGGUAGCAAAAGGAGACGAUUUGGAGAAGAAAGCAGAGAAGAAACUGAACGGUUGGGGUAUUUUCGGUUCCAAAUAUGAAGACGCCGCCGAUCUCUUCGACAAAGCUGCAAAUAAUUACAAGCUCGCUAAAUCCUGGGAAAAAGCUGGAUCAGCGUUUGUCAAGCUGGCACAAUGUCAUUUGAAGCUGGAUAGCAAACAUGAAGCUGCCUCGGCUUAUGUUGAUGCUGCUCAUAGUUACAAGAAAACAUCCACUAGUGAGGCAAUAUCUUGCUUAGUUCAGGCUGUAGAUAUGUUUUGCGAUAUAGGAAGGAUCAGUAUGGCUGCAAGAUAUCUUAAGGAAGUUGCUGAGUUGUAUGAGUCCGAUGCAAAUAUUGAGAAAUCUAUGGAAUUUUACGAGAAGGCUGCUGAUUUCUUCCAAAAUGAAGAUGUAACAACUUCUGCCAACCAAUGCAAGCAGAAAGUUGCAGAAUUUGCUGCUCAGCUAGAACAAUACCAGACUUCGGUUGACAUUUAUGAAGAGAUAGCCCGGCAAUCGCUUAAAAGUAAUUUACUGAAGUAUGGAGUCAAAGGUCAUCUUCUUAAUGCUGGCCUUUGCCAUCUCUGCAAAGGCGAUGUUGUUGCAAUUACCAAUGCAUUGGAGCGAUAUCAGGAAAUGGAUCCAACUUUUUCAGGAACUCGUGAAUAUAAAUUGCUAGUGGAUAUUGCUGCUGCCAUUGAUGAGGAAGAUGUUGCAAAGUUCACUGAUGUUGUCAAGGAAUUUGAUAGCAUGACACCACUGGAUUCCUGGAAGACAACCCUUCUAUUGAGGGUGAAAGAGAAGCUGAAAGCUAAAGAACUAGAGGAGGAUGACCUCACCUAA
Molecule: messenger RNA, 867 nt
Organism: Dovyalis caffra
Lineage: Eukaryota; Viridiplantae; Streptophyta; Magnoliopsida; Malpighiales; Salicaceae
Source: the annotation of a GenBank genome assembly